AUGAGGGAGUCUGCGCCGCUGUUGCACGUGCCGUCCUCGCCGUCUUCGGCCUCGUACGCCAAGCCGCUGGCGCUUGGCCUCGCUGUCGCCUCGCUCGUGUCGGUGCCCCAAAACGCCAACAUCCCCACGCUGUCGCUGAGCUCGUCGAGUAAGGUCGAGUCGUUCAUGGGCGACCUCCGGGACCGCUGCAACGUCUCGUUCUUGGAGCAGACGCUCGACCAUUUUACGGCGUCGCAUGGCACGUACCAGCAGCGCUACUUUGUGUGCGCCGAGCACUGGACGCCGGGCAGCGGUCCCAUCUUCUUCUACACGGGCAACGAAGGCGACGUCGAGAUGUACUUGACGCACACGGGCUUGAUGUGGGAGAAUGCAGCCGACUUUGGCGCGAUGCUCGUCUUUGCCGAGCACCGGUACUUUGGCCAGUCGAUCCCGUUCAACGGCACGUUCUCCAAGGAGAACAUGCGUUUCCUCUCGGUCGAGCAAGCCCUCGGCGACUACGCGGUGCUUGUCGAGCACAUCAAGGAGUCGUACAACGUCUCGCGGGACAGCGCGCUCAUCACGUUUGGCGGCUCGUACGGCGGCAUGCUCGCGGCCUGGUUCCGCCAAAAGUACCCGUACCUCGUCGACGGCGCGAUCGCGGCCUCGGCGCCGCUCCUGGCGUUUGAAGGCGAGUCGCCGCCGAUCGACAACGAAGCGUUCAGCCGCAUCGUGACCUUUGGCGCAACACCCGCGGCCGGCUCGUCGGCCAACUGCGUGCAUAACAUCCGUGAAGCGUCGGCGGCGGUGCGGGCUGCCGCCACGACGCCCGAGGGUCGCCAGAGCCUCAAGAGCGCGCUCCAGCUUUGCUACGCGCCGACGACCGAAGCCGAGGCCACGUCGCUUGUCGACUUGUUUACGGGUGUCUUUGGCGACCUCGCGAUGGGCAACUACCCGUACCCGUCGUCGUACAUUGCCGAGAACCUGCCGGGGUACCCGUACCGUGCGGCGUGCGAGCACUUGGCGCCCGACUUUGCCAACGAUACGAGCCGUCUCCUUACGGGGAUGAAGGACGCGGCCGGCGUCCUCUUCAACUCGACGGGCGCCUUGCGCUGCUACGACUGGAACGCGACGGCGCCGGUCCAGACCGAGAAUUUCUGGUCGUACCUCUGGUGCUCAGAGAUGUACAUGCCGUUUGACCAGAACGGCGUCGAUGAUUUCUUCCCCGUGAGCUUCCACAACGAGACGCGGGACGCGGCGCAGUGCCUCGAGAACUGGGGCGUCGAGCUGCGCCCGCGCUGGGCCAACACGGUUUUUGGCGGCGUCGACGGCCUCAAGUACUCGUCCAACAUUGUGUUUUCGAACGGCAAUUACGAUCCGUGGUCGGGCUACGGCGUCUUGGCGUCGCUGAGCGACUCGCUCAUCGCUGUCGAGAUUGACGGCGGCGCGCACCACCUCGACCUCAUGUUUAGUCAUCCAUUGGACCCGGUCUCGGUCGUCAAGGCGCGCAAGCUCGAGUUGCACCAGAUUCGCCGGUGGAUCCACGAGAAGAAGGCCAACAAGUAA
Molecule: messenger RNA, 1542 nt
Organism: Saprolegnia parasitica CBS 223.65
Lineage: Eukaryota; Oomycota; Saprolegniomycetes; Saprolegniales; Saprolegniaceae
Exons: 2
Coding region: 1-1542 (513 amino acids)
Biological process (GO): proteolysis
Molecular function (GO): dipeptidyl-peptidase activity; serine-type exopeptidase activity
Source: RefSeq, a predicted model, not a curated record